Messenger RNA from Apus apus (common swift), 322 nucleotides. RefSeq names its product cell division cycle 26 (gene CDC26). Lineage: Eukaryota; Metazoa; Chordata; Aves; Apodiformes; Apodidae. The coding region runs from base 38 to 289 and encodes 83 amino acids. The transcript has 2 exons. Gene Ontology annotation, cellular component: anaphase-promoting complex. Gene Ontology annotation, biological process: regulation of mitotic cell cycle; protein K11-linked ubiquitination; anaphase-promoting complex-dependent catabolic process. The record is from RefSeq and is a predicted model, not a curated record.
GUGCGGGGCGGCAAGUGCGGGGCGGCGGCGGGUCGCGAUGCUGCGGCGGAAGCCGACGCGCCUGGAGCUGAAGCUGGACGACAUCGAGGAGUUCGAGAGCGUCCGCAAGGACCUGGAGGGCCGCAAGAAGCAGCGGGAGGAGGCGGAGGCGGCGGGGGAGGAGGCGGCGGGGAUGGCGCUGGGCGCCGAGCACAAGAGCCGGGAGCAGAUCAUCAGCGACCGCAUCGGCUACAAACCGCAGCCCAAGGCCGGCAGCCGCGCCGCGCACUUCGGCUCCUUCGAGUUCUAGCGGCGGCCCCGGGAACCGGGGACCGGGCCGGGA